GUCCCAUCUACUACGCGAAAUGGGCGCAUCGACAACCGACGAAGUUGCGGACACCGAUUUACUGUUGCUGCAGGCAACGUGGUGCCGAAUAUGCCAGCAAGUACAAGCUACGCCUACAAAUGCCCCCUCUGCGAAGCAGAGGUUGAGUCAACUACGCGAGAUGGGCGCAUCGACAACCGACGCUCGUGUGGACACCGGUUUACUGUUGCUGCGGGUGACGUGGUAACGAGUGUACCGGCGACUACAAACUACACCUACAAAUGCCCCCUCUGCGAAGCAGAGGUCGACUCGACUACGCGAGAUGGGCGCAUCGACAACCGACGAUCGUGUGGGCACCGGUUUACUGUUGCUGCGGGCUACGUGGUAACGAGUGUGCCGGCGAGUACACGCUACACCUACAAAUGCCCCGCCUGCAAAGCAGAGGUCGACUCGACUACGCGAGAUGGGCGCAUCGACAACCGACGAACGUGUGGGCACCGGUUUACGGUUGCUGCGGGCGACGUGGUGAAGAACGCACCGGUGAAUACAAGCUACACCUACAAAUGCCCCUUCUGCCAAGCAGAGGUUGAGUCAACUACGCGGGAUGGGCGCAUCGACAACCGACGAACUUGUGGACACCAGUUUACGGUUGCUGCGGGCGACGUGGUGAAGAAUGCCCCGGUGAAUACAAGCUACACCUACAAAUGCCCACAUUGCACAGCAGAGGUUGAGUCAACUACGCGAGAUGGGCGCAUCGACAACCGACGAACUUGUGGACACCGGUUUACUGUUGCUGCGGGUGACGUGGUGAAGGAUGCACCAGUGAAUACAAGCUACACCUAUAAAUGCCCACAUUGCAGAGCAGAGGUUGAGUCAACUACGCGAGAUGGGCGCAUCGACAACCGACGAACUUGUGGACACCGGUUUACUGUUGCUGCGGGCGACGUGGUAGCGCAUGAGCCGGCGAGUACAAGCUACACUUACAAAUGCCCGCAUUGCAAAGCAAAGAUCGAAUCGACUGUGCGAAAUGGACACAUCGACAACCGACGGAAAUGUGGACACCGGUUUACGGUUGCAGCAGGCAAGGUGAAGAAAUGA
Messenger RNA from Symbiodinium pilosum, 1077 nucleotides. Lineage: Eukaryota; Dinophyceae; Suessiales; Symbiodiniaceae. The record is from the annotation of a GenBank genome assembly.